ACGAAUCCGGAUCCAAGUCCAAGUCCGAUUCGAAUCCAUGCCAAAUUCGGGAUAUUUUGCAAAUUAAAACACAUAUAACAUAUUAAAUCUAUUUAUAAAUUCAUGUUUAAUAAUUUAGCCCACUUUGACUAUUUUUUGCCCAACUUCCUUAAUUCAAUUACUUUAAAAUAAAUAAAUAAAUAACUAGUAAAAGACUAAAAACUAAAAGGACAGUAAACAAAAACCCUAGGUCCCUAACUAUUCACCUUCACUCUAUGCACAGCCACCAUUUUCUUUCAUAUUCAAAGAAAAAUAAACCACACUAGCUAUUCACGCACCAGCGCCGACCACCACUCCACCCCGGCGUUCAGAUCUCCAGUGUCCAAUUUCAGCCUGUUCGACCACCUCUCUAACGCAGGCUUAAACCACAGUGAAUUUUCAACAUAAAUGGCUCCUCCUACAAAACAAUCAAAAGAUAUGGAAACCGAUGAGGCAUCUUCUAGUCUAGAUGAUUGUGAAGAGGUUAAUGGCCAACCAACUCAUACAAAGACUACUAAGAAACAAUUGAAUGAUUUAAAUACAUCACAUGUAGUUGUAAAUGACAAUGAUGAUGAAAAUGAAGAUGAUGGGGGUGGUAACGGGUGGUAGUGGAAGAAAGUUAACUUCGGCGGUGUGGAAAUUUAAUGAUAGGAAAUUGGUGGAUGGAUAUGGAGAGCCUUUUGUAAAAGUUGUGGGUAAGAGCUCAAGUGGCACUACACACUUGAGAGAACAUACAAAAAGAUGUAUGAAAGUCAAGAAAACAAUUGAUGUGAGACAACAAUUGUUGCUAGCUAGUGCAAGUAAGAGUAGAAGUACUACAAUGACAAUUGGAAAAUUCAAAUUCAACCAACAAGUUUCAAGAAAUGAGUUGGUGAACAUGAUUCUUAUGCAUGAGUAUCCACUUUCCAUUGUUGAGCAUAAUGGUUUUAGAAGAUAUUCACAUAGUUUGAACCUCGAAUUUGACAUCAUUUCAAGGAAUACCGUGAAAUCCGACAUUCUAAAGGAUUACAAGGAAGAGAAAUCUCAAUUGAUGAAGUUGUUGGGAGCAGAUGAAAGUAAAGUCACCAUCACCACGGAUAUGUGGACUUGUAACAAUCAAAGAAAAGGCUAUAUGGCCGUGACGACACAUUUUAUUGAUGAUGAAUGGAUCUUGCAAAAUCGUCUGAUAAGGUUAACAAAAUGAUGGAAGAAUGUUACAUUAACUAGGAUGGGAGCCACGUGCUUGAGAAGCAUUAAGGUUUAUUGCAAGUUGGAUUUAAAGAAAAAAAAGAGCAAAGAAAGCCCAUAUUCUCACAACUCACGUGCAACAUAUUAAGAAAAGUUAGUGGGUUUUAAUGUUUUGCAACCCACUAACUCAAGACUCCUAAAAGACAGUAGCAGCGGCAGCGAGAGGCAAAAAAAAAACCACGAUGAAACCCUCACAGCACACAACUACUACGGUAUAAAUCACACAGAGAUGCAGCAAGGCGGGGAGGAAGAAAAACACACACACACACACGCACAAGACGGAGGAGGACAGCGAAGAACCAACUACGAAGUACGACAGCGGUUCGGUGUCCAAAUCGUUGAUAUCAUCUAUGGUUUAUCAUAAUUGGAUUACGUAUUUCGGCCAACACUUUGGGUCAGCCACAUAGCCUGGAGAAGAGCCGAGUGAACCUGCCUGGUGCUCUCUCACCACUAAUUCUAGUUGAUUUCAGUCAGUUCUCUGGUGAUAGCUCCUGGUUUGCUUUGCGAAGAGUUUACUGGAAUUUGAUUUGCUAGGUGCUUUCCACCCAAUCUCUUAUUUUGUGUUUAGUUUAUGUUUGGGCGUAGAUUUUUGCCCUGUGAUUUAAGUCCAUACGAUUCUGAAAUUGAUCGCACACUUAGAAAGUUGAGAGCUUUGAAUAAAAGUAAUUCUAUUGAUCUUGGUUGUAAUAAAGAAAUAAUCAUGGCAAAUGAAAUUAAGCUUAGUGAAUUUUUCACCCCUGGAACUUACAAUUCACCUGUUGGUAAUAGGAUGCCUAAUGUUGAAGGUAAUUUUGAAAUUAAACCUCAAAUUAUUCAAAUGCUUCCUACGUUUUAUGGUCUUGAAUAUGAAAAUCCUUACAAGCAUAUUGAUGCAUUUUUAGAGGUUUGCUCUACUUUUAGUAUAUCUGAUGCUGCUGCUGAUGCUAUUCGUAUGCGUUUAUUUAAUUUUUCCUUGAAAGAAAAGGCUAAAGAAUGGCUAAAUAACAGAAAUGUUACAACUUGGGCUCAAUUGCAAAAGGAUUUUCUCAAGAAAUUUUAUUCAAUAGGUAAAUUGAGUGAUAUGAGACGUGCUAUAACUACUUUUUCUCAAAAGCCUAAUGAAUUGUUUUAUGAAGCAUGGGAACGUUUUUGUAGUUUGUUACGUGAAUGUCCACAUCAUGAAGUUCCUAAAUGGCAACUAAUACAUAGUUUUUAUUAUGGAUUAAGUGAACAUAAUCAACAAAUGGUAGAUGCUUCUUGUGGGGGAAAUUUUAUGCAGAAAAAUUCUGAUGAAGCAUGGCAAUUAUUUGAAGAUUUAAGUGAAAAUUCACAACAGCAUGCUACUUCCUCUCAUACUAACGCAUCUAAUGCAUCGAGAACUCUAGGGGGUAAAGGGGGUAUUUAUGAAGUAUCUCAUACUCAUGAUCUUGCAUAUAAAGUAGAUGCUUUGACUAAGAAAAUGGACCAAGUGGAUAUUUUGAACAAAAAGAUUGAUCAACUUGUGAAUACAAAUAAUUUGCAUGUUAAUUCCAUCAAUGCUAAUGAAGGGUGUGCGACAUGUGGUGAUUUUAAUCACUUAUCCUAUAAUUGUCCUAAUAACUAUUCUGAAGUGUCACAGGAACAUGUAAAUGCAGCUCAAGGGUAUCCUCCACACAACAACCCAUAUUCGAACACAUAUAAUCCGGGGUGGAGGAAUCAUCCUAAUUUUUCGUGGAAACAACAAAGUGGAGAAGCACAACAAGGACAAAGACUCACCCACAUAGGUCAAUCUGGUAUGAAUAAUUCUUCUGGUUUUCAAGCUCAAACGUAUGCUUCUCAACCUUCACAACCUGCUAGUAGUAAUCCUGACCUAGAAAAAAUUAUUUCUUCUCUAGGGGCAGUCACUACUUCUGUUCAGAAUAUUGAAAAUAAGAUGCAUGUUGUUGAUUCUCACACACAAUCCAUAGCUAAAUUGGAAACUCAAAUUGGUCAGUUAGCUAAUGCAAUUGGUAAAAGAGAUGAUGGAAAAUUGCCUAGUACUUCUAUUGCAAAUCCUAAAGGCUUAAAUCAUGAACAAACUCAAGCGAUAAUGACUCUAAGGAAUGGAAAAGAGUUAUUUAACAAAAUUUCUAACAAGAAAGGCGAUAAUGACAAUGGUGAAUCAAUUAAUGCAGAGUCUGAAAUUGCCAAAAAUAAAGAAAAAUCCCCUUCCCCUAAAAAUGAUGAAUCUGUGAUUACAAUUCCAUAUGAGCCUAGGAUUCCUUAUCUUCAAGCUUUAGAUGCACCUUCACUUUAUGGAAAGAAUAAGCAGAAAGAAGACAUUUUAGAGAUCUUUAAACAGGUUCAAAUUAAUUUACCUCUUCUGGAUGCUAUUAAACAAAUCCCUGCCUAUGCUAAAUUUCUUAAAGACAUGUGCACGUAUAAAAGGAAAUCAAAAGCCCACUGUUCUAAGAAAGUUGUCUUAAGUGAACAGGUAAGUUCUAUUUUGCAAUUUGACAAGACACCUAAAUUUAAAGAUCCUGGAGUUCCGACUAUUUCUUGUCAUAUUGGUGAUUGUAAAGUUGAAAAAGCUCUCUUAGAUUUAGGUUCAAGUGUUAAUUUGAUUCCUUAUUCGGUGUAUGAGCAAUUAGGCUUAGGUGAGUUACAACCUUCUAAUUGCACUCUACAGUUAGCUGAUAGGUCUGUUAGAGUUCCUAGAGGUAGGAUUGAUGAUGUUCUAAUUAAAAUUGAUAAAGGUUUCUUUCCUGUGGAUUUUGUAGUACUAGAUAUGGAACCUGGUAAUCCGUCCAAGAAUAUUCCAGUCAUCUUAGGGCGUCCUUUCUUAGCAACUGCUAAUGCUACUAUUAAUUGUAGGUCAGGAGAGAUGGAUGUUUCUGUUUUGAAUAUGAGAAUUAAGCUUAAUAUUUUUAAAGCAUCCACCCACCCCACUAUAGAAAAUGAAUCUGAAUGUUUCCUUGUUGAAUUAAUUGAUGAACUAGUUGAAGAAUCUUUACCUGCACUCAUUUCUAAGGAUGCUUUAGAGACUAGUAUUUCACAUGAGAACUUAAAACAUAUGGACCUAGGGGAUGUGUUAGAAGAGUCAAUUUCCAUAAUUGAUGAAGCGCCUUUACUCGAAACUUCUUCUUGGGUGGCUAAACAUGAACCUUUACCACCUCUUUCCGAGUCUCCACCUGUACCAUCCCUUAUUUCCCCACCUCAACUUGAGCUAAAAGCCCUUCCAUCUACACUCAAGUAUGCAUUUUUAGGACCCAAUGAAACUUUACCUGUUAUUAUUUCUUCUCAAUUGUCUAAUGAACAGGAGUUAAAACUUAUCAAAGUUUUAUCUGAUCAUAAGAAAGCUAUAGGGUGGUCAGUAGCUGAUUUGAAAGGGAUUAGCCCAUCUAUUUGUAUGCACAGAAUAUUUUUAGAAGAAAAUGCUAAACCUACUAGGGAAAUGCAACGUAGGCUGAACCCACAUAUGAAAGAAGUUUUCAUGAAAGUAGUUAAAUUGUUAGAUGCAGGUAUCAUAUACCCAAUUUCUGAUAGCCAAUGGGUCAGUCCUGUAUAAGUUGUGCCAAAAAAAUCAGGAAUCACAGUUGUGGAAAAUAGUCAAGGUGAGCUUGUUCCUACUAGACAAACUACAGGUUGGAGAGUUUGCAUUGAUUACUGCAAAUUAAAUGCUGUAACUAGGAAAGACCAUUUCCCUUUACCUUUUAUUGAUCAAAUCUUAGGAAAACUAGCUGGUCAAAGUUAUUAUUGCUUUCUUGAUGGAUAUUCUUGAUGGCUAUUUAUCCUGAAGAUCCGGAGAAAACCACAUUUACAUGUCCUGCGGGUACUUUUGCUUUUAGACGUAUGCCUUUUGGUUUAUGUAAUGCACCGUCGACAUUUCAACGAUGUAUGAUAUCUAUUUUCUGUGAUAUGAUUGAUAAGUUUUUAGAGGUAUUUAUGGAUGAUUUUUCUGUGUUUGGACCUUCAUUUGAUGAUUGUUUGAAUAACUUGACUGCUGUUUUAAAAAGGUGUGAAGAGGUAAAUCUAAUUCUAAGUUAGGAAAAGAGUCAUUUCAUGGUUGAUGAAGGCAUUGUUUUAGGCCAGGUCACAAAAUUUCAAAAGAAGGUAUUGAGGUAGAUAAAGCCAAAAUUGAUCUUAUUGCUAAUCUUCCAAUUCCUACUUCUGUCAAGCAUGUUAGAUCGUUUCUAGGGCACGCUGGUUUUUAUAGGAGAUUCAUUAAAGAUUUCAGUAAGCUUGCUAGACCUUUUACUAAUCUCCUUGCUAAGGAUGCUACUUUUGCUUUUGAUGAAACUUGUGUUGAGUCUUUUGAGAAAAUAAAAUCCUUGCUUGUUUCAGCACCUAUAGUACAACCUCCUGAUUUCUCUUUGCCUUUUGAAAUCAUGUGUGACGCAUCUGACUAUGCUAUUGGUGCAGUCCUUGGCCAAAAAGUGAAUAAGGUUCCUCAUGUAAUCUAUUAUGCUAGUCGAACUCUAACUGAUGCACAGAAAAAUUAUACUACUACCGAAAAAGAGAUGCUUGCUAUUGUGUUUGCCUUGGACAAAUUUCGCUCCUAUCUUUUAUGUUCAAAGGUUAUAAUAUAUUCUGAUCAUGCAGCUUUAAGGUACUUGUUGUCUAAGACGUUGUCAAAACCGAGACUAAUUAGGUGGAUUUUAUUAAUUCAGGAAUUUAAUCUUAAAAUUAGAGAUAAAAAAGGGUUUGAAAAUUCAGUGGCCAAUCACUUAUCUAGGAUAAUUCUUGAGCAGAAUAUUGACCAUU
Messenger RNA from Chenopodium quinoa (quinoa), 5946 nucleotides. RefSeq lists its product as uncharacterized. The record is from RefSeq and is a predicted model, not a curated record. Lineage: Eukaryota; Viridiplantae; Streptophyta; Magnoliopsida; Caryophyllales; Amaranthaceae. The coding region runs from base 1817 to 4750 and encodes 977 amino acids. The transcript has 5 exons.